This is a messenger RNA of Mucor velutinosus, 423 nucleotides long. RefSeq lists its product as uncharacterized. Lineage: Eukaryota; Fungi; Mucoromycota; Mucoromycetes; Mucorales; Mucoraceae. The coding region runs from base 1 to 423 and encodes 140 amino acids. The transcript has a single exon. The record is from RefSeq and is a predicted model, not a curated record.
AUGACCAGACAAAGACCAAACAAAGACCAGACAAAGACCAGACAAAGACCAAACAAAGAUCAGACAAAGACCAAACAAAGAUCAGACAAAGACCAGACAAAGCAAAGACCAGACAAAGACCAGACAAAGACCAAACAAAGAUCAGACAAUGACCAGACAAAGAUCAGACAAAGACCAGACAAAGACCAGACAAAGACCAAACAAAGAUCAGACAAAGACCAAACAAAGAUCAGACAAAGACCAGACAAAGCAAAGACCAGGCAAAGACCAAACAAAGACCAGACAAAGACCAGACAAAGACCAGACAAAGAUCAGACAAAGACCAGACAAAGAUCAGACAAAGCAAAGAUCAGACAAAGACCAGACAAAGAUCAGACAAAGACCAGACAAAGACCAAACAAAGACCAGACAAAGAUCAUGUAA